Ceutorhynchus assimilis (cabbage seed weevil) is the source of this 1651-nucleotide messenger RNA. The record is from the annotation of a GenBank genome assembly. NCBI's taxonomy places the organism in Eukaryota, Metazoa, Arthropoda, Insecta, Coleoptera, Curculionidae.
ACAAUUAAAAUCCAUUGUUGUGCUUUGUGUUUGAAAAAUGUUAAUUUAGUAUAAUUAUUUAAUCGAUGAUACCUUAUUAGUUUUUCUUUAAAUUAUAAAUAUGAAUGUUAAUCAACAUCCUCCACUAAACUAUUGGGAUUUGACUAGCCAUUAUAUAGCACAAACAGAUGCAGAAUCGACAUUAGACCCCAAAGCAAAACUGUAUUAUCAAUCAGCAAUGUGUCUUAUAAACCCGAAACAAGAUCCUCCAAUAUUCGGUCACUCUCCUAGUGCACCUUGCACAAAACUUGGCUGCGAGUGCAAGGAAACCGACAAUGCUGAUGAACGAUUUCUCAAGUUUGUCCACACAACUGACACCAUAGAAGUAGAGCUAGAGCCUCAAACUCUCAUAAAAAAUAAGCUCAAAAGUGAAGAGCGGCCUUAUAAAUGUCUCAGACCUGCUUGCAAUAAGACAUUUUUGCUAAAACAUCACUUAACGACACAUGAAAAGACUCACACUGGAGAGAGGCCUCACGUAUGCGUUCAUUGUGGGAAAAGCUUCACACACAAGUAUUGUUUGAAUACUCAUUUGUUGCUGCACAGCAAUGAGAGGCCUCAUCAGUGCACCGAGUGCCAUAAGAGGUUUACUUUGAAACAUCAUUUGAUGAGCCAUAUCAAUGUUCACAAAAGAGACAAACCAUUUUUAUGUGGAGAGUGCGGCAAAAGCUUCCCAUUGAAAAAACAAUUAAUCACACAUGAAAAAUACCAUAGAGGAGAAAGGCCUUUUGUGUGCAACGACUGUGGAGAUACUUUCGCACAGGAAAAUCAUCUAGUAAUGCAUUUGAGAUUUCACGGAUCUUUAACGUCGUUUGUUUGUGGAGAAUGUGGAGCUACUUUUACCAGAAAAUUCGAACUGGACAAUCACGAAAGACUCCACGGAAAAGAACCUCUGGUUUGUACCACUUGCCAUAAGGAGUUUCUUCAAAAGCGUACUUUAAUGACACAUUUAAAAUCUCACCAGUUCACCAGUGAAAAAGUGCAGCCUUUUUGCAAAGAAGACAAACCAUUGGAAAAGUCCAGCAUUACAACACCCAAAUCGAAUAAAAAUAAAAAGUAUUUUUGCGAUAUUUGUUUCAGGAAGUUUGGGGCCAAGCACGGUUUGACUCAACACAAAAAAAGACAACACAAUAUCGGUAGUAAUUUGUUUAGUUGUCAUGUUUGUAGCAAGAGCUUUCGAGAAAAAAGUGAAAUGUUGAUGCACAAACAUUGAUAGAAAUUUUCAUAUCUAUACACACAUUCUUAUAUGGCAAUAAUUUUGAUCACAAAAACAUUUUCUCAUGAGGAGAAAAUUCUGGAAAAAUCUUUCCCUGUGUGAUAAUAGUUGUUGGUUUUUAUUGUAUCAAAAGAGUCACGGGCCUAAAUUAUCAUAAGAUCUCAAAAUUUGAAUAUUAUCUGAUCUAGUCAAUUAAUUUUUAGGUAUUUAAUUUUAAUUAGAUUAUAGAUGUAUAGUUAGUAAAAUUUGUUGAUCAACUAAGCUGUUUUAUUCAUUUUCCUCAUUCAAUUGAAAAGCAGAAACAAUAUAAUACAGUAAAGGAAUUUUGGCUGUUUUUCCAUCAUCCAAUACCCCCAAUUUUGUUGUCAAUACGUCUCGGCUAAGCCUUUCUCCGUUUUG